AGUGGUAAUGGCGGCCGCCCGGCUGCUGCUGGUGGCGUCUGUGGGCGCUGCGUUGGGUCUCCUCGCAUCGGCGGGCAAGAUGAAGAUCGUGGAGGAACCGAACACGUUCGGGUUGAAUAACCCCUUCUUGCCUCAAACUAAUCGACUGCAGCCAAAGAUGCCCCCUUCACCAAUAUCAGGCCCUGUGCAUCUCUUUAGGCUUGCUGGCAAGUGUUUCAGUUUUGUGGAAUCCACAUAUAAGUACGAGUUCUGUCCUUUCCAUAAUGUCACUCAGCAUGAGCAGACUUUUCGAUGGAAUGCCUACAGUGGGAUUUUAGGAAUCUGGCACGAAUGGGAAAUUGACAACAACACGUUUGUUGGAAUGUGGAUGAGGGAAGGAGACUCAUGUGAAACCAAGAGCAGACAGACAAAGGUCCAUCUUGUUUGUGGAAAGAGCAAUAAAUUGGCUUAUGUAUCUGAGCCAAGUACUUGUGUCUACUCCCUCACAUUCGAGACUCCUCUUGUGUGCCAUCCCCACUCUCUUUUGGUUUAUCCAACUCUGACUGAAGCACUACAAAGGAAAUGGGAUGAAGCAGAGCAGUCUCUGUAUGAUCAACUAAUAACUGAGCAGGGAUACAAAAAAUUACUGAAAGAGAUUUUUGAGGAAGCAGGACUUCUGAAAGCAACAGAAGAAAAGGAAGCUGAGAAACAGAAUACGAAAACAAGUCUGCAGUUUGAAACAGUGGAUAUGUGCAAUAAGGAAUACAAGAAACUUUCCGAAGAAAUAAAAGUCCUUAAGGAUUUAUUAAGUCAGCACAAUAUUGCAUACAAAGGAAGUUCUGCUGAAAACACCAGUGUUGAACGUGUAAAUCACAAAUGGGCGACUGCAGAGACAACUGUGCUUAACGGGUCAACGAAUGCUGAACGUCUGCAUGGUGAUGCAGGGAUUUAGAGUGACGCUGUGCGAAAGAACUUGCAUAGUAAACAGCAGUUUGAUACAGAAUGUCAAGCAAGUUGACUGUGUAUCGUGACACUGUGAUGAUUUAACUCUUGUGGAUAUUCUUGACUUCCUCAAUUUCCGCCCUAAAGCAAAGGGAACAGCGGAAUGUCAGUGCCAUCUACUGACACCAGCCGGCAAGUUUCUGUAAACACUGAUGAGAGCAAUUUGAGACUGCUGUGGAGCCAAGGUUUACAGAUUGUAUCUCCGUUCUCAGCUUUGUUAUUUUCUUUAAUCAAGCGUGCUAAGAGGCAGUGUAAAUACAAAACAGCCCCGGGCACUGCUCUGAGGUGUUGUACAAAAGGUAUUGGGCAGUAUUCAGAACGUGUUACUUCACCUGUAUGCUAAACCGAGAGGUUUCUUAUCAGACUUCAGUGAAAGGAAUGAAUAAAUAACGCACAGCACGCAUCCAGCUCUGCUCAGAGGCUGGUGUGAUCUGUGGAUAAGGUGACUGCUGCUUAGGAGCUGGAGAGCUGCGCAGAGAACACUCGAUUGUUAAGAAGAGUAGUUGUGUGCAUACGCGGCAGUUCUCUGUAACGGAAUAAAGAGGACUGUGCUCCCUCAA
Messenger RNA from Lagopus leucura (white-tailed ptarmigan), 1541 nucleotides. RefSeq names its product N-acetylglucosamine-1-phosphate transferase subunit gamma (gene GNPTG). The transcript has 11 exons. The record is from RefSeq and is a predicted model, not a curated record. Bases 8 to 931 code for a protein of 307 amino acids. Gene Ontology annotation, cellular component: Golgi apparatus. NCBI's taxonomy places the organism in Eukaryota, Metazoa, Chordata, Aves, Galliformes, Phasianidae.